Formica exsecta is the source of this 989-nucleotide messenger RNA. Its product is annotated as calmodulin-like. The record is from RefSeq and is a predicted model, not a curated record. Lineage: Eukaryota; Metazoa; Arthropoda; Insecta; Hymenoptera; Formicidae. Gene Ontology annotation, molecular function: calcium ion binding; enzyme regulator activity. The transcript has 7 exons. Bases 57 to 989 code for a protein of 310 amino acids.
GUCGUACAGCAGUCGUCGCGAUUAUACCUUCCGCCUCGGGAAAGUUUCAGGUGACGAUGUUCGCCGUUACAUCGAGGAAGACAAGGCAGAGCAGCGGUGAGGCGGGAGAUGGCACAGAGGGGAAAGAGGACACCGGCUCGGAUUGUCCCCCACGGACGCCGACGUCGCCAUCGAUGACAGCAUCAUCGAUGACAUCGUCGACGCUGCAGCCCAUCGUUCGUACGCCGGGGUCACCGAACUUGUCAAUGGUAUGUUCCGCCAGCGAUGUCUCGAUUGAUCAGCAACAGCGACGACGACGGCAGCAGCAAUCACAAGAAUUAUCUUUGACACAGACUACGGAAACAACAACAGUCACCGCGCCCUCAGCAUCCGUUAAUGACAAAGCCAUCCGUUCCACGAACAUCCUGUCUUUGCCGGCUUCGUCAAAGCGAUCAUCGGCGAGCAACGUUUCGUCCAACAAGACGCCUAUCACAAAGUCGCAGAUGAAGGAAUUCCGAGAGGCCUUCAGGCUGUUUGACAAGGACGGCGAUGGAACGAUUACUAAAGAAGAACUCGGCAGAGUUAUGCGUUCUCUGGGACAAUUUGCGAGAUCGGAGGAGUUGAGUACGAUGCUGCAGGAAAUCGACAUUGACGGUGACGGAAACGUCAGUUUUGAAGAAUUCGUCGAGAUCGUAAGCAACAUCGGUGCAAACACGGCUGCUCCCUCGGAUCAGGAUCAAGAAGAGCAAGAAUUGCGAGACGCCUUUCGAGUAUUUGACAAACAUAAUCGUGGGUAUAUCACUGCGUCGGACCUUAGAGCGGUUUUGCAAUGUCUGGGAGAAGAUCUUUCCGAGGAGGAAAUCGAAGACAUGAUUAAGGAAGUGGAUGUGGAUGGGGACGGCCGAAUUGAUUUCUAUGAAUUCGUUCAUGCUCUCGGCGAGUCGGGAAUCGACGAAGACGAAGAAGACGACGAAGAAGAGCUGCAGUCACCGCUUCUCUUUGUUAGAUAA